AAUCGAUCGAUUAUUGAGCAUAUAUAAAGUCAAAUAGUUCAUCAGAAGUUCAGUCGAAGUUAACGAACGAAGCACAGACAGCAGCAAAUAAUACAAAAUGAAAGCAAUUAUUGGAAUACUACUUAUCCGAGUGAUAAUUAUAUUUGCUCAACCCAUUGAUGACUUUGCCACAUUUGGAACAUCACCAGAGUCGGAAAUAACUGAACCCCAAACAGCUUCAACAGAAAAUACAGAGAGUUCUCCAACAUAUAUUGAGAUUUCUACAGAAGAAACUGAAGUAACAGGAGCAACUGAAGAAAGUGAAGUAACAGAAGAAACUAAUGUAACAGAAGAAACUAAUGUAACAGAAGAAACUAAUGUAACAGAGGAAACUGAAGUAACUGAAGAAACAACUGACCCACCAACGUCCACAACAGAGGAACUAGAAACCACUGUCGAACCAAUAGUUGUAUGUGAUGAGGGAGUCGCAUUCCUGCCAGCGCCGGAGUGCACUGAUUACUACAUGUGUCUACAUGGAGUGGGCAUCUUAAAAUCAUGUCCAGACGGUCUCUACUGGGAUCCCAGAUGGAGCACCUGCAAUUGGAACUCAGCAGGUUGCAAUAACGAGUUACCGGAAUACCAAUGUGAAGACGGUGUUGACUUUCUGCCUGUGGAAUCAGAUUGCACUCAGUACAUUCAGUGCGUUCACAAUAGUCCCAUACAGAUGACAUGUCCAGCUAAUCUCCUUUGGAAUCAGCCACUUCGAAGAUGUGACUAUGAAUGUGAAAUUUAGAAAUUUCCUAAAUUUUAUUAAAUUAAUUUUGUUUAUCUUUUUUUUUUUCAUUAUUAUUAAUUGAUAUGAAAAAGUGAAUCAUUCGCCAAGAAUGUUAACUGCUAUUGAAAAUAAUAAAUAGAUUGGAGUUAUAUAAAUUUA
Molecule: messenger RNA, 913 nt
Organism: Drosophila mojavensis
Lineage: Eukaryota; Metazoa; Arthropoda; Insecta; Diptera; Drosophilidae
Product: protein obstructor-E
Exons: 2
Coding region: 98-772 (224 amino acids)
Cellular component (GO): extracellular region
Molecular function (GO): chitin binding
Source: RefSeq, a predicted model, not a curated record